GUAGGAGAUAUUUAUAUGUUUCUGUCCCUCUCACGCGUAUUGAGAAAUAAUUAAAUGAAUGGUGAACGAGUGAAACAGGGAUACGUUCGAGUGGAAAUUAUUGAAAGCGGCUGCCUAGGCCAGUCGCCAUGUAGAUUUUUUUGAUGUGGGUGUUGUGUCUCAGGAUGUCGAGCGCUUCAAUGAUUACUAUUUUCAAGUGGACGUUUUGAAUUUUGUGUUUAUCGUCAUCUAAACGAUUUGUGGUGUUUAAAGUGUUAGUGGACAAUAUUUAUUCUUUGUGCUCGUGAACGAUUCGGUUCGGUGACUGCGAAUAAUCUCUGGAGGGGGGCUGCUAAAAUACUACAAUAGGAUAGUAACAACGUUUUACAACUCGGUAGAUGUGCUCGGAGCGCUCAUAAAAUUUCUCAUAUCGGUGCGGGCGAGGCGGACUUCCAUUUUGUUUUAUUAUGAGGUUUCGUUGUUUACUCGGUGCGUCCACGACAAUGGAAAGAGACGGAUCACGGCCACAAUGACUGGGCAGUAGGCGGGCAUGCAGCGAGCCGCCGCGGGCGGCGCCCCGCAGCCGCAGCCCUCCGCCGCCGCCCCCGCGCACCCCCGGCGCCUGCACGCGCUCUACCCGGACAUUGAUGACCAGAUACCCGCCUCAGUGAUCAGUAGCGUGGGCACAGUGAGCCUAUCCCAGGCCUCCUGCCCAACGUCCAUCACCAUGGCCAACCCCACCAAUCCCGGCACCGCCAGCAGCGGCCAGGCCCAACCGGCGCAGGCCUCGCGCCUCCCCAAGAAACGCAAGUUCGACCCUUCAGAACUCGAAGAAAUGGAGAGAACUUGCACGAAUAAUGUCAACAACGUUGUCGUCUCUGCGCCCCAGGAGUACCAUCCGCAGAUAUACCCUCCACCUAUGCAGCCUUCGCCAAUCCAACCGUCACCGCCACAGGACAUGAAGUUCUCUCUUUAUCCAAACAUCGACCUGUCCGAAUGGAGAGACCAUAGAGUCUUAGCCAAGCAGCAUAGACUUUAUAUCCCUGGAGUUAUAAGACAGGCGGAAGGCUGCAAGGUUGUUGUAGAACUCGACGGUCAGGAGCAAAGCCCGAUCGUCUACAACGACAUUUUCGGGGCCAACAAAUACGAUGUUAUCAGUGACGCGAGCCCGCUACUCAACCAUCUGCUGAUAGGGUCGCCAUGUGUGGUGAGGACCACGGAUCCGAGCCGGGAGAGUGUGCAAAACGUUUUUGUGGAAGGACUUGUUGUGGAAGUGCUUAGUUCGCCGAUUAGGAUAAGAGUUAAGCAGGUAGACGGCAUUUGCAAGGAAUCCGUGGAGGUAAAGCGAGCAGACAUCCGCCUGCUGCAGCCUCCUUGGGCCGACGAGCUGGAGGACGCUGGCUCACACGCUGCCACCAUGCACUCACAACGAGUGUUGGUGCCUAUGCAGAUGAGCGAAAACUUCUACACAUCGUCGCCGCUCGGCGCCGGGCCCGUAGUCACCGUCGGGGCCCUCUCAAACGGCUCCAUGGACGAGCUGCGCAAGAGGCCCUUCGAUGACUACUGCGAGAGCGACGACGAGCUACGCAGGGAGGACAUUAUGUUCCCCGACCAGGCGCAUAUGGACUGCAGCAACAGCAAACGCAGCAGUCUGCAGAGCCGCGGCAGCACCUCCAGUCUGCUGGAACGCAGCAUCACACCACGAUCUCAACCCCCCACUCCCAGAUCUCAAGCGGCAACCCCGCACAAAUACAAGAAAGGCGAUGUCGUGUCCACCCCGACGGGCAUCCGGAAGAAAUUCAACGGAAAGCAAUGGCGGCGGCUCUGCUCCAAAGAUGGCUGCUCCAAGGAGAGCCAGCGCCGCGGGUUCUGUUCAAGGCAUCUGUCUUUGCGAGGCGUGGCAAGGUCGUCUAACACGCCGUUGGCACAGGGUUCAGCGCAGCAGAGAAGCAGCAGUAAAUCCCUAUCAUCCAGCGGCACGGGCGUGGAAGGCGACGAAACGUCCCGCGAAUCCGACACGACUCCGCCCAGCUACCGACACGUGGCCGGCCGCUUCGACCCGGACGAGACCGAGGCCGCCAACAUGCUGGUAUCCCUGGGCAGCUCGCGGUCGGGCAGCCCCGGGCUGUCUCCGUCGGGCUCGCCGGCCGGCACGGCGCUGCGCAGCAACGUGUUCGUGCCCAUCUCCUCGCCGCAGCCGCCGAGGGCGCUGCCUCCACACCAGGCCGCCAUCUACCCUCAUCUCAUCAGGCCGGAACUGGUUCGGCCGGGCAGAGUGAGCCCGCCCGUCAACAGUGUGGCCACGAGCGUUAUAAGAGUAUCGCCGGCUCCUACCUACCAUUACCAGGUGGAAAACCGCAACGGGACCACAACCAUACAAACGAACAGCAUCAGCCAACCCAACGUGAUCGGCGUGCAGACCUCCGGCCUCAACAUCCAGAGCUCCCUCCAGAACUCCCUCCCCUCCCCCGCACCUACCCUCACCCUCCCCUCUAGCAUCUCCCUCAACCUAACCUCCCUCAACGGCCAAAGCUUACAGACAAGCAUAGCCAACACGCUCCGCACGGCGAAGCUAGACGAGAUACCGCACAACCUGGUGAUGCACAGGACUAUACCGACCUCGAAUGGGAUAGACUUGGAGCAUAUAUACCGCGCCCAGCCGCUGAUGAGGAACGGCAUACAUGAUUAUAGGCGGGAGGAGUCGCCUACUAUGAACAAUCAUGUUAAUUUUGUGAGGAAUUAUGAGGAUGAAGAUCAGCGAGAGCACGUGAGGCUAGAGACACGUCCCGAGCCGAGCGAGGCGCGAGUGGUGAAGCCCGCGCCACUACAAGCGAGGCUGUACGUCAUACCGCAAUCUACCAACGAGAAGAAAUUCGUGUUUAUAAAAAACGAGCCGGCUGAGACUGUUCAGAUUGAACAGAAAACGCAUCAGUUAGCGCAACAGAUGAACAUCAACAUCAACAACAAUGAUUCCGACCACGACCAACACAGGCCCCUGGAUAACGGGGACCAUCAGGUGAACAACGGCAACGGCAGCGCAGUGAUUGUGCGGCCCAGCCAGCUGCUGCCGGUGCUGCCGCCGCCCACGCCGCACACGCACAUCAUUGUGUCAACGAGCGGUGUCAGUGGCGGCGUGUUCCCGUGGCAGUCUCUCGUGCCACUCCUCACGGCGUCAUCUCCGCCCGCGCCCGCCAGCCCGCGCACGCCACGUACGCCACACACGCCGCAUACCCCGCAUACGCCACACACGCCACAUACGCCGCACACGCCGCACAUCAAGCAGGAGGAGAUCAAGUCUGAGGGUGUGGACGGCAUAACAUCCAUGUGCACAGAAGAGGACGAGGAAGUAUUCGACUGCGACGAACCCAGCGGGGGCGACGAGAGCAGCAAGCGACGCUCACACAGCCUGUCGUCGCUGCCCGCGGCCGGCCCGCAGGAGAAGAAAGAACACAACCGCAUCCGCCGGCCAAUGAACGCCUUCAUGAUAUUCUCGAAGCGACACCGACAAAUGGUGCACCAACGGCACCCGAACCAGGACAACCGUACCGUCAGCAAGAUCUUAGGCGAGUGGUGGUACGCGCUCAAGCCUGAGGAGAAGCAGAAAUACCACGAGCUGGCCAGCGAGGUCAAGGAAGCUCAUUUCAAAGCUCACCCUGAAUGGAAAUGGUGUAACAAGGACCGAAGAAAGUCAUCCAGCAGCCGGGACCCCACAGGGUCCAUGCCUCAGAGCCCGCGGACCCCAUCAGAGGGUCCCAAUACAAACAGCGCUUCCGACCUGCCGGUCACGGUGGCUUCCUUUAACCAUGCUAGUUCACCGCAACUUAGUGAUGACGAGAAGAUGAUAACCGCGUCUAUCUGCGAGGAGGCGGCGGCGGCGGCGCACAGCGCGGAGCUGGACCUGAAGUGCGGCGAGCGCGUGACGGACUCCGACUCCGACACGCACGAGCCGCGCGACUACCUCAAGCACCGCGACACGCGCCGACCCAAGCCCAUCAAGGCCAGAGCGGGUUCGUCUGACAAUCUGCUCGGCGGCAUAACUGCGUCGAGUCCCGGAGGAUCUAAGGUGUUCCAGCCCACUGGAGGCGCCUUCAAGUCCACGCAUGCCGACUCGGAAACCCACCGGCAAUGGAACGCGUACGCGCACAACAAGAUCAAUCACGUGCCCGCCUCCCCGCACAGCACCGCAGCCAUCACCAGCAGCGUGCAAGGCAUCUCUCUCUCCACACCCAACCUUACCACUCAAGCGGCGCUGGAUAACGCCAUCGCUUCGCUCAUGUCGCCAACCCCGACCUCUGGCGUGCAAGUGAUAUCCAGUGGCGUCUCGAAUGUGCAGUCCGUGCCUCAAGGGAACCUGAGCAAUGCGUUACUAAAGAGCGUGACUCUGGUGAAGCGCAGCGUUGGCGACAACGCCACGGGUCCCCUGACGCUGUCCGUGGACGCGUCAGGCAACCUGCUGCUGAAGGCCAGCCAGGCCGGCGAGGCGCCCUCCGAGCCGCAGUUACACUACGUACAACUGCAGAGGCUCUAUGUACCCUCGUUUAAUACUGAAGUUGAACCGCCCAAGAGUCAAAGCCAAACCGUACAAGGUCCGGGUCCGGGCCAGUCUGUGAUAGUCUCUCAGAGCAACGCUCAACCCACGCAGAAACCCAACGCGCAAUGGGAGAGUCCCGCAGAAGAAACCCGUCCCUUCCCCCUCGCGCCCACGCCUGCGCAGCUGGGCCGGGCGCCGCUGCAGAAACGACUCAGCAGAGGCACGUCGACGGGGUCGGCGGGGUCGGGCGAGGCGGGCGGCUCGGCGCCGGCGUCGCCGCGCGAGCCGGACCCCAAGAAGAGCCUCUUCAAGAAGGGCACCGAGGACGGACGCGACAAGGUCCUGGAAACGGUGAACUUCGAACAGAAGUUCAGUACACUGCCGCAGUUCAAGCCCGAAGCGUGCAGCCCCAGCGUGGUGGUGCCGAGCAGCCCGCAGCUCUACCUCCGGAAGAAACACAACAACAGAAUAGAAGAGGAGGUGCCAACGAUGACGCCGGUGAUGGAGCCCGAACCGCUGCCGAGCGGCGCCAUGCCGACGCCGCACUCGUACGGAACCCCACACACUACGACCAAGCUUGUUGGCAACACUUUCUUCGGGCCUGACUUCAACUUGGACACCUUUAGAGUAUCGGAGAGCAUGGAGGAGAUGUCUCCGCGCACGCCGUGCACGCCGGGCGGCGCGCGCGGCGAGGCGGGGCACCGCCGCGUGCUGGAGCAGCGCCGCCACCUCGUGCUCAAGCUGUUCCAGGAGCACGGCAUGUUCCCCACCACGCAGGCCACCACGCACUUCCAGGCGACGCACAUGGACAUAUUCCCGAACAAGAUGUCGCUGCAGCUAAAAAUCCGCGAGGUGCGGCAGAAACUCAUGGCGCAGUCCAACCUCACACCGCAUUCCGACAUCAAUACGCCCACUAACGUGAACUCGCCCAUGUCCGCGCUGCAGCCCACGUCCACGGCCAGUUAGCGCUGCGGCCUCACCGUCUCCAUCGUGGUGCAAGAGUAACACACACACACCGACGGUUAGCACACACACAUCUGCCAAUACUAUGUACACAUUCAACGUUCUGAAGUCGUAAUAUGUUUACGCUAAGCCUGCAUCGAUUUGGCCCACAAGCCCACACUGUUAACUGUACAUGAGUGGACCUUAUGCCUUUUGUAAUAAGGUCCACCGAUGUACAGUUAGGAGUGUUGCUGUUUGGACAGUCACGGACUUUAAUUGUUGAGCCAUUUAGGGUUUACUUUACAUUGGACAUUUCAUACCGUUAGUAUUGACAACCAAAUUAACUUGAACCUUAGAUGGGUCAACAAUUAAAGUCUGCGACCGUACUCUUGGGUGAGUUGGGAGUGAUAUUGUAUGUGUAUACUUGAUGUGUUGACUCUGACCAGCGUGUCGUGUCACGAAAAUGUGGUAAAAUAAAAAAUAUUUGAAUGGCAUAAUUGACACGGCUCACUGGCAAGCUUUAUUCACGACAUGUUCUCGAGCAUUUACCACUAGAAGGGAGAACUGAACGCGUUGAUGUAUUGAUUGGAAAUGAAUUCGACUUCUAUAUGUCAAGUCCAUAUAAUCAAUCAAUAAAGCCAGUCAAUAAACCAAUAUUGAAUACAAGCUCUGAGACAUGUAGUUUAUACUCAGACUCACCCACCUUGCCAGAGUUGCCAGUAGAAAAAGGCGCGAAAUACUAAUUUUCUAUGGGACUCCAAUCCUUCGCGCCUACAUUUGCCGCCCUUUUCACUGACAAAUUGGGUGUGCCAGAGUAUAAUUUACUACUGUUUAACUUUAACUACACUUAAAUUGUGUUUUUAUUAAGGAAAUGAUGCAAUAGAAAAACAUUGUAAUGCUAACCGCCAAAUAAUGGAGACGGACCAAAAUCGGCGACUAAAAGUGUUUGCAAUUUACCUAGAUUGCAUUUAAAGGAUUUUACUAUUACAGACUAACUUCAUUAUUCAUAUUAAUAAAUCAAUAUAAAACUGUCUGUACUUUUAGGUAUUAAAAAUAAUAAAAGUGUAAAGUUUGAAACCAUGUGGUUGGGUCAUUCGGCCAAUGAAAUAUUACCAUAAAUACAAAAUACCCCACAUAUAGAAACUGUGUUUAAGAUACUAAAUCAUUGGCCGAAUUGUCUAUUUUAAAUACCUUAAAGACAGACUAUACAAAAAAAUAAUCAAAAAUAUUUGGUAAUCUGUGUGAGAAUCGAGGUUAUGAUUGUACUAAGGACUGUUAGUGUCAUUUAGUUUUACAUUUCGUUUGCCCAAACUCAUUUAUGUAAGCUCUGACUGCGCUUUGAUUUUUAACCCUUUUACUGCCAAAGACGUGAACAGACGCGCGCAGCUACAACCCAAUAUCAACCUUCGUGCAUUCUCACAAGGUUCAUAAUGCGCCGCGCACUAUAGGCGUGGCAUUCAAAAGUUAAAGCCCACUCAAUCUAGGGUUGGCAUGUAAAAUUUUGGACUACUACGAACUAGAAUAACUGGUCUUAAAACUAAUGUAAAAUUGAGAUACAACGAUUGCGAUCUUUCAACAUUAACCCAUUGAACGCGAACUCGGCGCGCCAUCGUAAACUUUGUAGAAAUGCACGAAGGUUGAUAUUGCGCUGUAGCCGCGCGCGUCAUUUAACGUCUUGGGCGGUCAAAGGGUUAAAAGCUUAGUAAACGGUCAGAGCUGACACACAUUUACAUCAUCAUCAUCAUAUUUACUCAGUGUGGGUGAUCUCAAUACAUUUGUAUCUGUAUAUAAGUCAUAUGUGUUCCAUUAUCAGUUGGGUUUGUUCAUUAUUUCAUCACACGUCACAAGGCUUCGGCGAAAUGAACCACUACAAAGUUAACGUUGAAAUUGUACCUUAUGUCGUACUUGUAAGGUCGCAUUUUCAACUAUCACUUGGUAUGUAUGGAAUCGUUCCGCCAAACUUUGUGUCUGCAAAGCUUCCUGCUGUUUCAACUGACGUUCAAUAGUUACUGCAGCUUCUGUUAUUAACCUUUUCGACGCCGUAUCAAACACAAAAACUGUCACGCGGACGCCACGUCACCGAAGUGUCAAAACUGAAAUUGAACUUUAUGCAUAAGCACGUAGGUCAAUGUUGUUCUGUGGUCUGUGACCGAUUAAUCGGUCUUUGGCGUUGAACCUGCGGUGCGGAUAUAUCGGUCAUUGGCGUCCAAAAGGUUAAUACAAAUAACUUUCCAAAUCGUAAGAACGUUGAAGCUGAAACAGUGGGCGGAGGACAUACUUAUAAUAGGCAUCUAUUUAAGAGUCGCACCAACCCGCUGUGAAAAAGCCGCUUCAAUACAAUUGAAAAAAAAAUUACGCACUCAUUUUAAAAAAGUAGCUUAAAAUACAUGAAACUUUACAUAAACAACAUAUACAUAUUUAUGUCUGGUAUUUAAAAAAAGUCAGUUGAGGUUUUGUAUGUAAAACAUCUAGACUCUCUAAUUUCUUUGUAUGUAUAACAAUUUCUAGCAACUAAAACAAGUGUACUUACAGUCGGUUCCCUAACAUAAGUAAAGUAUCCUCUUUUUUAUACAAUUAGGGUCGGUUGCACCAAACUGUUCGUAUCGUUAAAGAGUUUGCUAAAUUUUUAUGUAUGGAAAGUUUCAUAGUGGCGCGCCGGCUGGCGUUGAUCAGUCUGUCAAAUCAAAUGUGGUUGGUGCAACUGGCCCUAAGUAUGGCAGCUUAGGCACGUAAGUUGGGGCACCGACCGUAAUAGACAUAGAUUGUUACUUGAAUGUUUAUACGUAAUUAUCAAAUUUCAUGUUAAAUAUUUCGGGAUGUCGUUUUAAAAUGAGAGCGUAUUGCGGCAGCGACGGUCGUGUGACUCUUAAGGGGCGGGUCAUUAUAUGUUUUACGUAUCACUGACAUGCCAAUAAGGCAGUUGUCCCGUGUCGGCCUACCUUCAAAUGACCCAAUAUUUUAUAUCUAGACAAAGUUUUACAAAGAUCUAUGGCAUUCAUCUAUUUAGUUGUUGCAUUUAUAAUCGUUCAUGUCGACCACGCGUUAUUCGCUAAGUUUAUAUCGUAAGGUCAUCUCGUGUGUAACGGAUAGCUACCCGUACGUGUGUAGAUUGAUUGUGGAUUUUAACGAAACUGGUGCGUACCAAUUAAUUAUUAUUUAGGUACACUGUUUAUUUUUAUCGUUUUAUAUUUAUGUUGUGAUCUUUGUCUUCCACGAGUUUGAAAUCUUUUCGUUUAUUUAGAUGAUUAUCUAUUUAAUAAUUUCUUUAUGUACAGUGACUUACUUUAAGCUAUAAGUGGAGUGAUUUUGAAUUAUUUUUCGAUGCCAUGUUUGAUCGUGGAGCGCCGUGGUGCGCGGCCUAGUGUUAGCUUACACUAAGGGCAUUCCAGAAGAGUGUCGCUAUUUUUUAACACUUCUGAUAAAGCUAAGAAGCCGUAUUUCGCCUGAUAACUUAGAUUUUAAUUCAACGCUAUAUUAUACAGAUUUCUGCAGGUUAUUAAGAUGGCUGCCAUACAAGACAAGUCGACCUUUUUGUGGAAUGCCCCACUACACCUACUGCGGCAUUUCUUGCGGCCGUAUUUGCCUAAUAUCGGUGUGCAUCUCUUUCGUUUGUUGUAUUGAAAAAAAGAGAUGCAACGCUAAUAUUUUCGAAUGGGCAUUGGUCGCGCGAAGUGCGGCCUCGUACAUUUUCUAUCACUUAUGACAGCGCAUAAGAAUUCUGUCAUUUUAAAUGGACCGAUACGGUUUACAAAAACAGCUCAAACGAUAACGACACUAGAUAAAUCAAUAUUUAUAUUAUAAUCUCAUUGUAAAUAUUAGAUUUAUGUUAUACUAGUGCUAAGUGUUCCCGGCUCUCAAAGUAAUUAAGUUUUUUAUUUAGAGAAUGCUAAUGAUAUAGACAAAAGAAUAUAAAAUUUAUACUUGAGAAUUUUCGGCCAAUACAAAUGUUAUGUAUAUCAAAAUUGUAUUUUUUAAAUGAUCUCUUGGGCGUUAUAGUGUUAGGAAAUUGCUUUAGGAGUCCGGAAGUGAAAUGAAUUUAUUAAAAAUAUAAACGUAAGAAAUAUUUUCGCACUGUUAAAUCUUAAUAGUCGCGUAGUCAAUUGAUCUUUAAAUAAUAAUUGUUGUCAUAAUCAUACCAUACAGAUGCUGAAGUAGUACCGUUGUUACCAAUUAGAAUAACAUACACACAUACUUUUAUACACACAUUAGUACUAUGUAUAUGCCAACCUCACCUCUUAUCAAAACGGAUGUCUAUAAUCAAUAUAAUAUGCCGUCGCCCACUUUUUGAAUUUAGAAAGAGUAGGGAUGUCUGUCUUGUCCCCUCUGGGCUCGCUUUGUCCAAAUAGAUCAUCCCAAAAUAAUGUUUCGAGAUAGUCAGGUGCUAGGAGCAUGUAGAUCUACUACUGGUAAUAUAGUGCUCGAACAACUGAGUAUCUCUCAAUAUUUUUAUAUUACAUAUAUAUACGUAUAGUAAUUCCCCAUUCGAUCACAAAUCUAUCCAUCGCCACACAAUAGUACGUCAUAGUUGUAACAUUAUUUGCAGUUUCGUAACUAAUAAGCGUUUUAAUAUCUGCAACUGGAGUAAAUGAGUCGGCGACUCCAUUCCAAAGCUCGAAACUUCCGGGGCUGCUAAACGAGCCGAAAAGCAACUCAUAAUAAUGAGAUUAAAAACAUACUCCAGUGCCUAAGUUAUAUAUUUAUACUUUGAAAUAGCUCAACCAUGUCGUUGGCUUAAUAUGCAAUUAUAAUUAUAUUUAUACUUUUAGAUUGUGUUGCAAUAUCGUUCAUGUAACAUACAAAUAAUAGUUUUGUUUAAUGUAUGCUUGUGAUGUUUGUACUUGUUUCCAUUUGUUUUAACUGUCCAUGAGUUUAAGUUUGCGAAUGAUCGGUUGCUAUCGAGUUUUAAUUUUCCGCGUGUUAUAUUUACAAUUAAUGAAAAAACACACUUUAAAGUUAGUCUGCGUAUGCUAGUGCCUUUUUGACUCUCAAAACUUAGUGUAUUCUACUUGUCUUAUGCUGUUGAAGGAUGUUAUUCGAGAAACAAAGGGCCUAACGCGAGAAACGAAAAUCCAAAUUUCGUUUUUCACGGUGGGGCCUCUGGUUGUUAGUUACGUUUUACGCGUCUAGGUUUUGUCAGUCAACAAACUAUUGUAAUAUGCAGAUUGUUUUAGUAGACUGAAUUGUGUAUGUUACAAAACAUUUUCAUUGUUAUAUUUUAAGAAAUACGAGCAAUUACUGCUGAACGACUUUUUGAAUGAAAGCAUUUUCGUUAUUUAUUUCUUCUACAUAAGGCAUUAGUCUAAUUGUUUAGUCAAAAUGUAACUGUAAAUAUCUUGUUUAGAAGUUUUAUUUAGAAUUAAGUGUUCAAUUUAAUGUCGAAUAGAUUGAAUUAGAGAAACAAAUCAUAAUAGCUAAUAUCUGAAGCAGUAAUCUUUUGUGUGGGAGUUUUCGAAUCCAACUUAUGGACCAAUAACACCUUUAACUUAGACUCUAUAAUGUAUGAAGCAACAAACUCUGCAGAACUGGAGCUACCGGCGUGUGGACAGUUUGUUCAAGCAUAUUGGAUCAUUGUACGAACUUAUGUUAAAACAUAAAAACCACGAAAACA
Messenger RNA from Cydia fagiglandana, 11060 nucleotides. RefSeq lists its product as uncharacterized. Gene Ontology annotation, biological process: regulation of transcription by RNA polymerase II. Lineage: Eukaryota; Metazoa; Arthropoda; Insecta; Lepidoptera; Tortricidae. Bases 530 to 5476 code for a protein of 1648 amino acids. Gene Ontology annotation, cellular component: nucleus. The record is from RefSeq and is a predicted model, not a curated record. Gene Ontology annotation, molecular function: RNA polymerase II transcription regulatory region sequence-specific DNA binding; DNA-binding transcription factor activity, RNA polymerase II-specific. The transcript has 30 exons.